Messenger RNA from Alternaria metachromatica, 1149 nucleotides. RefSeq lists its product as uncharacterized. The transcript has 2 exons. Gene Ontology annotation, molecular function: monooxygenase activity; oxidoreductase activity, acting on paired donors, with incorporation or reduction of molecular oxygen; heme binding. NCBI's taxonomy places the organism in Eukaryota, Fungi, Ascomycota, Dothideomycetes, Pleosporales, Pleosporaceae. Bases 1 to 1149 code for a protein of 382 amino acids. The record is from RefSeq and is a predicted model, not a curated record.
AUGUAUAGAAAGGCACUUAUGCCUGCGUUCAACUUCCGACACGUCAAAGACUUGUACCCGAUUUUCUGGAGUAAAUCCCAGGAAUUUACAGACAAGCUGGCUGAAACCAUCAAGAGCAGCCCUGAUGGGUCAUCUGUAGUCGAAAUCGGGCAUUGGGCCUCCCGCGCCACCCUCGACAUUAUUGGUGUAGCAGGAAUGGGCAAAGACUUCGAUGCCAUCAGCAACCCGUCCAAUGAACUCAACGAAACCUACCGCAAGAUCUUCGCCGGCGCGCGUGGUGCUCAACUCAUCCAAGUCUUGCUCAAUCUGCUCCCCCACUGGGUUGCUGUAAAUCUUCCCUUGGCACGCAACGACAUCAUCGGCAACGCCGUCGACACCAUCAAGAAAGUCGCCCGGGAUCUCAUCCACGACAAGCGCGAGAAUCUGCAAUCCGGCGAAGCAAAAGGCAUGGACAUCUUAAGCGUAGCCAUGGAAUCCGGUGGUUUCAGCGACGAAGACCUCGUAAACCAACUCAUGACGUUCCUCGCCGCGGGCCACGAAACUACCGCUUCAGCCAUGUCAUGGGCCGUAUACCUCCUCUGUCAGAACCCUGAUGUGCAAACACGACUACGACAGGAGAUACGCACCGAGCUGCCUGAAGCACUGCAACCAGGUGGCCAGAUCUCUUCUACGGAGAUCGACCGACUCCCCUAUUUAAACGCCGUACUCCAAGAAACAAUGCGCAUCUACCCCCCCGUCCCCCUCACCCUCCGCGAAACCGCCCACGACACCACCAUCCAAUCCCACUUCGUCCCCGCGGGCACAACCGUAGUAAUCUGCCCCUGGGCCAUCAACACGUCCACGCAUCUCUGGGGUCCCGAUGCCCGCUCCUUCAACCCCGACCGCUGGAUGCAGCCUGGUACUGCCAAUACCGGCGGCGCGGAGUCGAACUAUGCCAUUACGACGUUUUUGCAUGGGCCAAGGAGUUGCAUUGGCAUGCAGUUUGCUAAAGCGGAGUUUGCUUGUCUUGUGGCGAGUCUUGUGGGCAGGUUUGAGAUUGCGUUUGAGGUGGAGGGGCAUGUGGUGGGGAUUCAAGGGGGGAUUACGGCGAGGCCUAAGGGGGGGUUGAGGGUUAGGUUGAGGGAUGUUGGGGGGGAUGAGAAGGCGUAG